Maniola jurtina (meadow brown) is the source of this 1317-nucleotide messenger RNA. Its product is annotated as vanin-like protein 1. The record is from RefSeq and is a predicted model, not a curated record. Bases 118 to 1317 code for a protein of 399 amino acids. The transcript has 9 exons. NCBI's taxonomy places the organism in Eukaryota, Metazoa, Arthropoda, Insecta, Lepidoptera, Nymphalidae.
AUAAAAUUAAUACUAAUACGUGUAUAUUGCCUAUAUUUUUUUACAAUGGGGUGGUGCCAGUUCUUGUCGAGGAUACUGAAAAUAUAUACGUGUUUAAAGAUUCUAUGAUCAAGUGUAAUGAAGAGUUUUUAUUUGUUUUUAAGUUUGAGUCUAUUUGGAUUUUCAGCACAGAAAUCCACGCCUGAUGAUACAAACUAUGUGGGAGCUGUGGUCGAAUACCUGGAGAAUGCAAACUCGACCAUCAAUUUGAAAAAUUAUGUUCAAUUAAUACAAGAUGCUGCUGUACAGAAUGCCGAUAUCAUCGUGUUUCCUGAGUUAACACUGACAUUAUCACACCCUGUUGUAGUUCCUCUCAACGGCACGCUAAAAGACUACCCGAUACCAGCUCUCGCACCAACACUUUACGAUAAGUUACUGGUGUCCAUAUCAUCAGCGGCAAUGGAGAAUGAAAUAUAUGUAGUGAUUAAUCUGGAAGAGUUGUUGGAUUGUACCAGCGGGGAUGUUGCCGGGGAAAACUGCCCGGAACCAAGGGUUUAUAUUUUUAACACCAAUGUAGUAUUUGACCGAACAGGCGCAGUUAUCAAUAGGUAUCGCAAAAUUAAUUUGUUUGGAGAAUCCACACGGACUCGGGCCGUUUCGCCGGACUUAGGAAUAUUUGAAACUGACUUUGGUGUUACCUUUGGUCACUUUAUCUCUUUCGACCUAUUGUUUCAAGUUCCAGCAAUUCAAAUGGUUCAGAAGCACAAUAUCACUGAUAUCAUCUUCCCUGUUAAGUGGUAUUCCGAGAUGCCGUAUUUAUCUGCCGUAUCAAUCCAGGAGGCAUAUGCCUUUACUAUGAACGUUAAUUUCUUGGCGGCUGGAGCAAAUGACGUUGGAAUGGGAAGGGCAGGUUCUGGCAUUUACUCUGGCAAAUCUGGAGCAUUAGUUAGCAUAAUGACUGGCAUUCCUACUACUAGGCUACUUGUUGCCAGUGUACCUAAAGUUCCUGGACGGGUUGUUGGUGCCGUUCAGGGCCCUCUAUAUAACGAGCCUUCAGACCAAGACAGUCUUCACCUGACAAUUGACCAGUCAUUGUUACUCCAUACAACAAGGUUAUUGGCUCCGGGAACUCAGCAUGACUUUACGCUUAUAAACAAGGACGUCAUUUGUAUCUUUCAUGUGAAGUUUAGUGAGGGAAACGCAGUUCAGAAAUAUAGAUAUAGAGCUGCGGCAUUCAGUGGCGUGCGAACGUAUGACCGGAUAGUUUCCGGUGGAUCAAGGAUCUGCUCCGUAUUUGCUUGCACCAAUGAUACAAUAGAAUCUUGUGGCCAAAGGUAA